Molecule: messenger RNA, 4006 nt
Organism: Cololabis saira (Pacific saury)
Lineage: Eukaryota; Metazoa; Chordata; Actinopteri; Beloniformes; Belonidae
Product: solute carrier family 25 member 36-A-like
Exons: 7
Coding region: 347-1282 (311 amino acids)
Biological process (GO): pyrimidine nucleotide import into mitochondrion
Cellular component (GO): mitochondrion
Molecular function (GO): pyrimidine nucleotide transmembrane transporter activity
Source: RefSeq, a predicted model, not a curated record
AAAGCAGAGCAGACAAUCAAGUCAAAGCCGCGGAUGUGCUAUAUAACCGUUCGUCGGAGUGGAUAAAUAUUAGUGCCACUACGCUCGCAGUGCUGCAAAAGCUCUGCAGUUUCUUCGCUGAAGACAGAAGAUCUCCAAGGGGGGAUAGAGCCAAGGCGCUUUGCAAGGGGGGGGUUUUAUCGGCCCACUGCAGUCUGAAUCAUCAGAGACUCGCCCCUUUCCUUGGGUCUUCGCUCACUUAGCUGUCCGUGGACGUGCUUGCAUCCUCCCCCCGGGCAGACGGAGCGGACCGUAGCCGUGUUGGACUCUGCCCAGGCCGAGCCCGCCCGGCAGAGCAUGCGACACCAUGAGCCAAAGGGACACAUUGGUUCAUUUGUUCGCCGGAGGAUGUGGUGGCACUGUGGGCGCUAUUUUAACUUGUCCCCUGGAAGUGGUAAAGACCAGACUGCAGUCCUCUUCCAUUACACUUUACGUCUCUGAAGUUCAGCUCAGCGCUGUCAACGGAGCCAGCGUUGCCCGUGUUUCUCCUCCGGGGCCUCUGCACUGUCUCAAGUUAAUUCUAGAGAAAGAGGGAGCCCGGUCAUUGUUCAGAGGACUGGGUCCCAAUCUUGUAGGUGUGGCACCUUCCAGGGCAAUCUACUUUGCAGCCUAUUCAACAGCCAAAGAAAAGCUGAAUGGAGUGCUGGAGCCAGACUCGACCCAGGUGCACAUGGUGUCUGCAGGGAUGGCAGGGUUCACUGCCAUCACAGCCACCAAUCCCAUCUGGUUGAUCAAGACCCGUAUGCAGCUGGACUCCAGGAACCGGGGUGAGCGGCGUAUGAAUGCAUUUGAGUGCGUACGGCGGGUUUACCAGAUGGACGGCCUGCGAGGUUUUUACAGAGGGAUGUCGGCCUCAUAUGCUGGCAUCUCUGAGACUGUUAUCCACUUUGUCAUCUAUGAAAGUAUCAAACGUAAACUGCUGGAGUCGAAAGCCCAUGCGAGCAUGGACGAAGAGGACGAGGGUGUCAAAGACGCUUCAGACUUUGUUGGUAUGAUGCUUGCAGCAGCUACUUCAAAGACCUGUGCCAGCUCCAUCGCCUAUCCUCAUGAAGUUAUACGGACACGACUACGAGAGGAAGGCAGCAAGUACCGCUCCUUCUUUCAAACUUUGCUGACGGUGCCCAAAGAGGAGGGUUACCGGGCGCUGUACCGUGGCCUCACCACCCAUCUCGUCCGACAGAUUCCUAACACUGCUAUCAUGAUGUGCACCUAUGAAGUGGUGGUGUACCUGCUUAGCCAUUAGCCAACUAGGAUCGGCCCCUUUCUCUUUAAAGAGGGGGGCAGUUAUCAGAUAACUGAGGAUGCGUGUUGGCUUGGAAUGGUGGGUAUGAAAUGUCAAAAGGAAGACCAAAGGAAACCUAAAGAUGCUCUCGUGGACCAGAAAAAGAUGAAGGAACAAGGAAGGCAGAACAGCUACGCGGUACCAUAUCAGCAUCAUUUCCUCCAGUUCAGCGUGUUGGAUAGCCGGUGCAGACGGAAGGCGCUACAGCUCAUACAAGGGGUACCUUUGUUCAGAGUAGAGAUGGGGCAGUACCAGAGACACAGAAGAAUUUUGGCACCUGUUAAAAUUCUGAAGGAUAAGAUUCAGUGGCCUUAGAAAGAGUUGGUGUACAUCUAAUUGCUUGAUCAAAGACUUGAGAAAAAAAUAAACUUGUCUGUCCCUUUUUGUUUAGACAUUGUGGGAGGGGGAAGCUUGAAAACAACCAAACUUAACAGGGUGGAUGAAAUCUUGUAGGUCAGUUUGUACUAGCCUGCUUUUACCUCGGUACUGCAACUGUGGUGUGAUUAGAGGAAUGUUUAAUUAAGGUAAAAUGUCAGAAAAGGUUGCAUUUGAGAUGAAGAUGCUUGAAUGUUUUUAAGUCACCUAAGCCACUAUUUACGCUACAGGAAUUGUGGCUCUAGCAUUUUCCUCUGAACACUGUUUGUAAGUCCCCUACAUAGUCGGCAGAGCGUUUACCGGUAAAACACGAUAAUGCCCCUACGAUGGCCUUGGCGACUGUGAACUGAGCACAUGACUAAAACACUUGCCAGUGAAGAAUGGGUUGAAAUGCUGACUUCCAGGCAGUAUUUUAUUCCUUUUUAUUAUUGGCUGAAGUUGGUUUUCAGUGUUAGUGGUUUGUUUCAACAGAAAUUAGAUCAUUUAAGGCCAAAAAUCUUGUGUGAAAACGCAAGACCAAUGUGUCCUUUUUUUGAAAUGUCGAGUGUCUGAGUUUUAAGUGUCCAGAGUAUUUUCUGUAAGCGUUGCUACUUGAAUAUGAUGUGAUGGGGGAAAUGUUGGAGUGUGAGGAUAUUAGUUUUCUCAUCCGUUUCUGUGUGUGAGUGUGUGCAUAUGUGUGCAUGUUUUAAUAAGUUGAAUGAUCUAAAUGAGUUCAAGAAUGUGUGUUUGUGCAUCUGCAUUCAUAAAUAUUUACUCCAGUUUUCCAUCCACUAACUAUUAAUCUUGUAAGACACUGUGGCUGGGAGUGUUGAAAGAGCCCCGAUCAGAGCUUAGAUUCUCUCACUCAUGCCAGUUCUCCCUUCCAGUGGCUUCCAACUGACCUGAUAACAUGCACUUUUGUGGCCUUCUUGGGCUUGUGCUUUUCUUUUUUUUUAAUUUUUUUUUUUUUUUUUUAAUUGUGAGUAUAGAUUCAACUUGUACAUUGUGAAAAAGGAGAAAAAAAAGUAUUGCUGUAUUUCAACAUUUUAUUUUGCGCAACUGUUCUUAUAGCGAUCUGUACAGUUUAGAGAUCUCAGUUAUUGUGAAGGAUGUCCGUACAUCUUUGUUUGUACAUAAUAUAGUAUAAAUGUGUUACCAGUUUAUUUGGUUGUUUUUUUUCUCUGAUAAUGCAUUAUCAGAAGAUUAUUUUCAUGUUUUGUGCAAUUGAACCUCAUUUUGACAUGGACUGUUGACAGAAAUAUGGAAUUCUCGACUUUAUUUUUCUUGUAUUUGUAUGUUGCUGAAAGCAAUCAUACAAAUGUGUGUACUUGCAUUGCAAGCAAAUGCUGCCGAUCGAAGAUGUAGAUGUGAGCAUUUGAGCUGAAGAUUUGGUUCGUCAUUCAUAAAAAAAAAAAAGCUUUGAUGUUUACAUCCUUUUUUUUUUUUUUGUCUUUAAGACAAAGCAACUUGGUUUGAGUAUUUCUUCAAAAAGUUUCGGUGUGAGAGUUCAAGAAUGGGAUGUCUUUCCAUCACACUACAGAUUAACACAGCAGCUUUGGUUGUCUAAAAAUUUAACAAUGUAGUUUAACACAAGACUGUGAAAUCCCAAACUUGUCAAGAUAAGAGGUACCGGUAGUAGGCAAGAUCACUGGCAAAAGUGAGCAAAUGUACCCGCCUUGAGUUGUCACUUGAAGUAUCUUUACACAGAACCAAGUUGUUUCUGGAUACCUUCACAAGAAUUUCCCUUCAUCACUUUUAAUAUACUCAGUAAAAAGGCUAUUUUAAUAUACAGAGGCUGUUUCAUGAGUUCUUUCUCCAAAGACGUUUGUCCAGGAGUUGCUAUUUCACUGUACAUUUUCCAUAUGAAAAUCCUGCCUUCACAAACUAUCUCUGUGUGUAUGUGGGUAGGUAACCUUACUGAUAACAAUAUUCCUCUUGUCGUAAAAUCGAAUGCACUCAUGCAUGAUGUUCUUGAACACUCACUUUUGCCCCACAUGUUAUAACCUCUGACGACUCAGCAAUUUCAGUCUCGACAUGUAAUCCAACUCUCCACUAAUAGAUCCCCAUGCUUUGUAUGUCCUCAUCAGGUCUGUUGUAUUAGAGGUCAAACCUAAAUGUGACAUCCACAGACGGUGCAAACAUUUCAUUUUGUGGUUUACUUUUCAUCUCAGUGUUUGUAUGCAAGUUGGUGUCUGCCCUGUAUGUUUGGAUAGGAUGCAGCCCAAAACAGAUGACAUGAUACCUGGAGGUUUGUUUUUAUCAGUUUAAUCAUUUGUGUUUGUUUUUGUCUGUUUUUAAACACAAAAGUAAAUAAAAAUCUAUUUGAAACUA